AUGGAACGCGCGACAAAGGGCCUAGCAAUCUACAUCCCCUCAAAAACCUACCGCCCCGGCGACACCAUAACUGGCCACGCCUACCGCCAAGUCCCCGUCCUCGUCGGCGAAAACAACGUCACCGUAACGAUCUCCCUCAUCGGCUGCUCUCACACAACCGUCACAGAAUGGAGCGAUCACACAGGUGAAAGCCAAUGGACCUUCUCAUCCAUCACUCGCUUUCUCGACCCCAAAGACACGAGCCUCACAUUGCACACGGGUCCGCUCCAUGUUCCCCGGAAGGUCGCCGGGCUGGCUCCCGAUCCGGUCCAGUCUCAGGACCCGAUGACAAUCGACGGCAUAAGCUGGCCGUUUGAGAUUACUGUGCCUUUGCGAACCGCUUCUAAGCAGGUUCACAUGAGUGAGUGCCGCGGCGGAGAUGUGUUGGACGAGGUGCCGCGGAAGGUGAAGGAAUGUGUUUCUAGGGGGGAGGUGGGUGAGGUGAAGGCGGGGAGUGAGUUGCCAGGUAGUUACUUUGGGGGGAAGAAUGAAUUUUCGCCGUUUAGUUUUGUAGAGGGGAGUGUUCAUUACUUUUUGGAGGCAAGGCUUGUUUCUGAGGGUGCGAAUAAUAGGCCGCUUGCUAGUGCGCCGAUUACGAUUGUUAAUGGAGAGGCGGCGAGGUAG
Pochonia chlamydosporia 170 is the source of this 663-nucleotide messenger RNA. RefSeq lists its product as hypothetical. Lineage: Eukaryota; Fungi; Ascomycota; Sordariomycetes; Hypocreales; Clavicipitaceae. The record is from RefSeq and is a predicted model, not a curated record. Bases 1 to 663 code for a protein of 220 amino acids. The transcript has a single exon.